Molecule: messenger RNA, 2705 nt
Organism: Owenia fusiformis
Lineage: Eukaryota; Metazoa; Annelida; Polychaeta; Sabellida; Oweniidae
Source: the annotation of a GenBank genome assembly
GCGCGCGCAUCGUCGAAAAUGAACUAGAAUUUUGAAAACAGAAAAUAUUUCUGUUCUUUUAGGUAUUUAGACGUGAAAUUAGCUUCCGAUGCAUCUAUAACUCUGCGAAAUUCAAAAUCUACAGUCCAUGUGACUUGCAUAUCCGAUAAAAUUACACGAAUCUCCAGAUUAUAUCCAGCAAUAUUGAGUCAAAAUGAUGUGAAUUUUUACAAAAAUUUGAAAGAAAAACUCCUGAAUAAAGUCAAUGUAAAAACAUAUUUUUAGUUCUGAUUUAUCCUAAUGGACCAUGAAAAACCGUCGCAAGGCUUCUCAAACAACACUGAUGAUGUCUUUGAACAGAUCCCGGCCAUGAUGGCCAACAAUGGUGACCAGUUCUUCUCAGCCACAUUUAGCCGCAGUCAAGAUAUACAUGAGUACCAGGCAGCUUUUCCUCCGCCAGCAACACGCCAAAGUCCCAUUACUAUGGGAGACCAGCAACAAGGACCAAAUGGUCCAGUAGGACCACAUAGAAUGAUGGUCAACAGUUUUGGAAAUAUGAGUCUUCAAGGAAGACCCCAGCAUCCCCUCUCAAAGGGUCGUAACCCUGGUGCUAGCGAGUUUGUACCACGUCCUGCUGCCAGCGAGUUUGUGCCCAGACAGGGUGGGCUUGCACAUAGCGCUAGUAGCCCUUCCUUUAGCAAUCUCGCAGGGAACCUGUCUGGCAAUCUACCCAAUAACCUAUCUGGAAUGUCCUCACUGGGGACGAGAACACCAGUCAGUGUACAAGGCCUGAGCCCUGGUGCUAGUCCAAGAAUGAGUCCCCAGGGGUCGCCACUGAUGAUGAGGCGCAAUAAGUCUCCAAUGCAGCCACUCCAAACGCAGCCAAACCAGACAUCUACCCCUACCCCACCCAAUGCACCCCCAAUACAACUGGAAAACAUUGGUGGUACAACAUACUUCUUCACAGAGGGUGAUUCUAAUGCUUCCAGUCAGCAGAACAGCAGCAUGAACCUGAAUGCUAGUGGCAUAGUGCAGGUUCCCUACAACAUGUAUCCCGGUGCGCUACCACAUGUUGCACACAUGAAACUCAAGUCCAAUAUACCAAGUUUCUCCAUGCCUGAUGAAAUCAAAAUGGAUAUUUUAAACAAGCACACAUUAAUUCUCCAAACCAUGGAUGCGGAGGUUAGUGCUGACAUCCCCCAACAGGUGGACACCUACCACGAUCUCGUUCCUCUAGAAGCGCCACCUAUGAACCCAAUGCAGAAGUCUACGACAUUUGGGUACCCCACGACUUGCUACAAGGCUACGAAUAUGAAGAAUGGACUCGUGUAUUGUUUGCGGAGAAUUCAUGGUUUUCGGCUGGUGAACACAAAGUGUAUGGAACUGAUAGACCUAUGGAAGAAGAUCCAACAUUCAAACAUAGUUCAGCUGAGAGAAGUGUUUACGACAAAGGCAUUUGGAGAUCAUUCCAUGGUAUUUGUAUUUGACUAUCACCCAGCAGGGGAGACAUUGAUGAUGCGUCACUUUAACAACCCGCAGCCACAUCUCAAUGGUUACUCUAGCCCCUACAAUAUAGGUGGCGCUGCAAGGCCAUUCAGUGCCGGGAAAGGAGUAAACAGGCAGAAUGCAGGCCUACUCCCAGAGAGUGCGAUCUGGUCAUAUGUCGUACAGCUCAGCUCUGCCCUAAGAACCAUCCAUGCUCACGGCCUCGCUUGUAGAGUCAUGGACCCAACCAAGAUUCUUUUAACAGGAAAGACAAGAUUGCGUUUGAACUGUGUUGGUAUAUUUGAUGUGUUGAGUUUUGACGCCACGCAAGCUAACCCUCUCGCACUUAUGCCACACUGUCAGCAAGAAGAUCUGGUCUCAUUAGGAAAGGUGGUGCUGGCGUUAGCGUGUAACUCAGUGAUUGGAAUACAACGUGAACACAUCCAAACGUCCAUAAACCUAGUAGCAAGGAACUACUCCGUUGAUCUGAAGAAUCUUAUAUUGUAUUUGUUGUCUAAUCAGAACCGCAAUAAGAAUGUGAAUGACAUCAUGCCUAUGAUUGGUGCACGCUUCUACACGCAGCUUGACGCUGCCCAAUUACGCAACGAUGUGCUUGAGAAUGAGGUUGCUAAACAGGUAGAGAGUGAUCGGCUCUUCCGAUUGGUCUGUAAGAUGGGAGUCAUGAAUGAAAGGCCAGAGUAUAACAUGGAUCCAGGUUGGUCGGAGACGGGAGACAGAUAUAUGCUGAAGCUGUUCAGGGAUUUCCUCUUUCACCAGGUGGAUGAAAAUGGUGCACCUUGGAUAGACAUGGCACACAUAAUUCAGUGCAUGAAUAAGUUGGAUUCUGGCUCUCCUGAAAAGCUGACUCUGAUGUCUAGAGAUGAGCAAAGUGUCAUUGUCGUGUCAUACGCCGAGUUGAAAAGAUGCUUUGAGAUGUCAUUCAGCGAGCUCAUCUCCCCUGGUCAUACCAACAACUUCUCAUAGCACUCUGCAGGGGUCACUGGAAAUUCUGCAGGUUUCGGUUGAAAUUCUGCAAGUUUCGGUAGAAAUUCUGCAAGUUUCAGUAGAAAUUCUGCAAGUUUCCGUUGCAAUUCUGCAAGUUUCAGUUGAAAUUCUGCAGGUUAUUUUGAAAUUCUGCAGUUUUUUUAAUCUGCAGGUUAUUUUGAAAUUCUGCAGUUUUUUUUUUAAUCUGCAGGUUAUUUUGAAAUUCUGCAGGUGUCUCCCUGUAGAUAUUCUACAGA